UGCAAGAUUCCGAAAGUUGGCGCGCUUUUUGCAGGUAUUUCCCGCUCUCAGCUGUAGGCAACACACAAGCUAAAAUUUUGGCGGCACGGCGGUGUGUGAUAGAUUUUGGAGCAAAAAUCGACGGAUUUUGGUGUUAGAUUAGACCUCAAACAUCCCUGAUCAGGAUGGCUAGCAAGGGCCAGACUACGAUUUCUUUCCAGUGCCGAAAGACGAGAUCACAGACGAAGAAGGUAGUUGUCGAGGAGAAACCUUCUCGGACCAGUCGGCGGACUCGGCGUGGCGGGACGACACAGGAGAAACCUCGGGAGGACCCCGCACCCAAGACCGCCCGCCCUCCCCUCUCUCCCAGGAAGCGUCCUUCUGACAACACACCUAGGGACAACUCGCCCGCAAACGCCUCAAAAUGCUGUCCCAGUCCGACCAAGCGCAAGAAGGAAAACCAACCAGAGCGAGCCGUGUCAUCCAAACCUCUCCCAUCUACCCCAACAAAGACCCUACCCCGCCCGAACCUACCCCCCUCCCCAUCUCCACUAAAGAUGACCUUGUUGAAAACAGAAUCGCUCUGUCCAAUCAACCGGUCAGGAGUCAAGAAGAGACUAGCGUCACCGGAGAGACGUCACCAGUCGCCUACGUCUCCAUGGAGACCGUCACUAAGGACACCAUCGCCACGGAAACAAGCCACACCCUUGAGGUUACAAAGACAAGAUGCCACCCCCUACCAGAGUGCUAAGAAGGCCCUCCACACGGCCGUUCCCGACUAUCUGCUCUGUCGUGAGAAGGAGACCAAAGUUAUAACAGAUUUUCUGGAGGAGCAUGCUACGAAACAACAGCCUGGGAGCCUCUACAUCUCCGGUGCCCCCGGUACUGGGAAGACAGCCUGUCUUACACACAUCAUGAGGAAUAUGAAGGAAAGUCUCCAGUCCACGAAGAUGAUCUUUGUGAACUGCAUGGCCGUGAAGAAUGCCCAGGGAAUCUUCAGUAAAGUCGCCAGUGAACUUAGCCCUUCCUCAACAACUCCUCGCACUGCUAAGGAUGCCUCGAGACUCCUCGAGAAGCAGUUUAAAUCCAAGGGACCCAUGAUAAUCCUUGUACUGGAUGAGUUGGACUCCCUGGACAGUAAGAACCAGGAGGUUUUGUACACCAUGUUUGAAUGGCCGACCCUGCCCAAGUCUAGACUCAUCUUGAUCGGUAUAGCCAAUGCCCUGGACCUGACAGACCGUAUCCUCCCCAGACUGCAGUCCAGACCCAAGUGUCGACCUCAGCUCUUGAACUUUGAACCCUACUCUAAGGACCAGCUAGUCACAAUUGUACAGGACAGGCUACACAAGGCCUCAUCAGAGGGAACGCCAGUGUUGGAACCGAUGGCGGUUCAGUUUUGCGCCCGGAAAGUGUCAGCUGUGGCGGGGGACGUGCGGAAGGCGCUGGACAUCUGCAGACGAGCAGUUGAAAUGGUGGAGUCGGAUGUCAGAAGCCAGGCAGUCUUCAAGCCCAUGUCUCCCAUGAAAGGUUCUCCUGCGAAAAGUCCAAGAAAAUCACCGAAGACCCCCGUUCCGAAGAAAGUCGGAUUGUCCCAUAUUGCGAGCGUGGUGUCGGAAGUGUACAGUUCCCGGAUGGUGGCGUCCAACACGAACCAACAACAAACCUUCCCGCUGCAACAGAAACUGGUGGUCUGUACCCUGCUGCUCAUGCUCAAGUCUGGCAAAACAAAGGAGAUCACUCUUGGGAAGUUACAUGAGGUCUACAGUCGUGUAUGCAAAAAGCGCCAGGUCGCCAAUGUAGACCAGUCGGAGUUUCUGUCGCUCUGUACGCUCAUCGAGACCAGAGGAAUCCUCGCGCUCAAGAAGUCAAAGGAGGCCAGAAUGACCAAGCUGUCUCUGAGAAUGGAGGAAUCAGAGCUGGAGUUUGCCCUACAAGACAAGGUGCUUAUGUCAUCUAUACUGAAGGAAGGCAUCCCAGCGUGAUGAAACAUCUACAUGUACCAGUAUAAAAUCCCUACAUGAAAUAAAUCAUGGGUGUACUAGCCAUUUCUUUCUCGGGUGGUAUCAGCUAUAUAGGCUAGUAUGAUGCAUUAUGUGUAAUACUUGCCAUUCUUACGCGUUUGAAACUGUGAACCAUUUUGAGCAAUACAAGAAGUAACAAAACAAUUCCAUACCAUUCAAUAGGAAAAUUUUAAACACAAAUGUUUCACACUGAUGUUUCUUUAAGCAAUGCUCAACUUGUUCUUUUUCUAAGCCAUCUUACAAAAAUCUCAAUGACUUGUAUACAAUGUAUUGACAUUUGUAAGUGCAAUAAGGAACAAGGACAACUUGUUAGAAUUUUUAUAUGGUACUAGGCUUGUUUCUCUGAGCAGUAUUUUUGUGCACAUUUUGAGUUAUCUAGGAAUUGGAGCUGCUUUUUAUGUUAUUGUUCAAGUGCAGUACAAGUACCGUUGACUUAAAAACAAUUUUGGACUGAACUGUUUGAAUUGAAUUGAAUUCCUUGAAUUGAAUGUUGUCCUAAAUUUACUAUGUGUCAAUGUAAUUGAUGUAAACUGUGUUACAUGUAACACUGCCAGUGUAUUCUUGUAAUGUGACUUGUGUGUAUAGUUGUUUUGUAUUAAUUGUAAGAAUGUGUAUAGGGCAACAUAAAAAUGUCUGCCGUUGCUCUCCAUGAAUAAAUUGUAAAGAAUUA
This is a messenger RNA of Branchiostoma floridae (Florida lancelet), 2670 nucleotides long. Its product is annotated as cell division control protein 6 homolog. NCBI's taxonomy places the organism in Eukaryota, Metazoa, Chordata, Leptocardii, Amphioxiformes, Branchiostomatidae. Bases 165 to 1961 code for a protein of 598 amino acids. Gene Ontology annotation, biological process: mitotic DNA replication checkpoint signaling; DNA replication initiation; cell division. The transcript is spliced from 11 exons. The record is from RefSeq and is a predicted model, not a curated record. Gene Ontology annotation, cellular component: nucleus. Gene Ontology annotation, molecular function: ATP hydrolysis activity; DNA replication origin binding.